Trichobilharzia szidati is the source of this 9837-nucleotide messenger RNA. The record is from the annotation of a GenBank genome assembly. NCBI's taxonomy places the organism in Eukaryota, Metazoa, Platyhelminthes, Trematoda, Strigeidida, Schistosomatidae.
AUGUUUAUUUUGUCACUUCAUCCAGUGUCUGUGGUUAAAUUGGCUGGACAAAAAAGGUUGAAAGUAUGGUCGAUUUUAUUUUCAAGUUUCCUUCGACAUGGUAACAUGGAAUUCAACAUCAAAUCAAAUGUUGGCCCGGCAAAAGUUACUACAUCAACUAAAACAUUUUAUGAAUAUUUAGACAAUGUGUAUACUCAAGGUGGUGGGGAUUGUCCAGAAAUGACGAUUACCGGCAUUGAGCUAGCACUGGAAGCGUCAAGACCUAAUUCUUUAAUUUAUGUAUUCACGGACAGUAGUGCUAAAGAUUAUAAUCGUACUGAAAAAGUGCUCAAUUUAAUUCAAGAAAAACAAAGUCAGGUUGUAUUUGUCCUAACUGGAUUCUGUAACACAACUGAUGAACCAGGAUUUGAAGCAUACCGUCAAAUUGCUACUGUGAGUUCAGGUCAACUUUACAUUAUUGGCAAAGGACAAGUUAAUGAAUUUAUGCAAGUGGUUGAAGCAGCAGUUGAAGCAAGAAAAGUGCAUAUUCUGCAACAAGAUACACUGAAUACCGAUGCCAAGACCUACAGUUUCCCUGUGGACUCUCAUCUUACCCAGUUAACUAUUCAUGUUACAAAUCAUCAUAGAAAUCAGGCAAUUCAUGUAAAAAUACGUAAUCCUGAAGGUAAGCUAAUCGGCAAGGAAGAUGGUCUCAAACAACUGAUGAAAGCUGUUAAGUCUGUGUUUGUUGGUUCAAUUGAUCGACCUAAGGCUGGUCAGUGGACUUUAGAAGUGGGCACAGAACCAGAAGAGGCUGAUUUAGAUGAGCCAGAUGAGAGUAAACAAUCUGAACGGUGGAUUUCUGUUCGGGUUUCUGGUAUAAGUGAUGUCGACUUUCUUCAGGGAUUUUCGACAACACCAAGAUUGCAUAACCAUGGAGCAUCAACACAACCAAUAGCAGGUGUUCAAAAUUACAUUAUGGUUAAUAUGACUGGAAGAUUUUUACCAGGACAAGUUGAUCAUUUUGAUAUGAGAGCUCCAAAUGGUGCGUCAGUUGUCCGGCUGCCUGUACAACAAACUGCGAAAACACAAAUUUACGUUAGUCAACAAGCAAUGGACCCAAUUACCGGACAUUAUUACCUUGAAGUAUCUGGAAGAGAUGGACAAGGCUAUCCAUUCCAACGUUGUUCUAAGGUGGCGUUAUCAUCUAGGCAACCGCAACAAAUUGUUGUCACAUGCCCGGCUCAAGUUGAUGUUAGAAGAGGAGCUACAGCAGAAUUAUCAUGCACUGUGACAAGUGAAAUCCCGUAUACGGUUAAAUGGUUUAAAGAUAAACAAGCUAUUACAGGAUACCCUGACGAGAACAAAGUGUACAACUUUCCAACUAGUGUUAUGUACACUAUUACUGACGCAAAUGAAGAAUCCCAAGGGAUUUAUACAGUGGAAGUUAUACCUACAAUUACGGAUGGUGAGAAAAAGAUUGAAGGGCAAUAUCAAGAUGAAGUAUCCGUCAUUAUACUACCUCCUCCUCCACGUGUUCUAAUACCACGUAAUGCAAGUGUUGAACCGAGAACAGACGCUGUACUCAUCUGUAAUAUAUUCAGUCUGCAUGAAAAUGUUGAAGUUAAAUGGUACCGAGGUCUGGAACCAAGAUUCGAAUUGAAAAAUGGACGAAGGCAUACAAUUAGUUUGAAUCAGGAUAAUCCUCCAGGUGGUUUAGCAUCCGCAUUUACAAGUACAUUGACAAUAAGAACUGCAACGGAAAGUGACUCAGGAAAGUAUAUUUGUGAAGCAGAACACAAAGGUGGAGUCAGUGAAGCUGAUGGAUUUCUCCUUAUUCAUACUCGUCCUAUUGUAACUGCUGACGAAGAAACAGUUACAUUCAAAGAGGGAAGUGCACUGGUCAUGAGUUGUCGUUCAGAAGGAGCACCAAAACCUAAAAUUAUAUGGGCUUAUAAUAAUGUACCGAUUACAAUAUCCACUGAUGAUGAUCAGCGUAUUACAGUGAUCGAGGAGUUUUUUGAGUCAAGAUUAAUUAUUCGUCCUGCAAAAUCUAGUGAUGCUGGUGACUAUUCAUGCAUAGCUAUUAAUUCAGCUGGCAAUAGUACAAUACAGAUUACUGCUAAUUUUAUAUCACCGCCAAAAAUCGAAAAACUGGAAAUAUCUACUCCUCUGCCAGUAGAAGGCCAAGAACAAACAUUUACAUGUCAUGUCUCUGGUAAACCAAAACCUAAAGUAAAAUGGGACUUCAAUGGUAGCCCGGUUACUAGUAGUCCCGGUAUACGUAUUGAUGAAGAGGCAGGAGUCUUGAAACUACUUUCAGUUCGUCAAGAUAUGAAGGGUGAAUGGACAUGUCUUGCUGAAAAUACUGCUGGUUAUACAAGGGAGUCUGUACUAAUGGAUGUUGGAUUCCCACCAAAAGUGCUUACGGAUAUUACUAGUUCGAAGGUGUUAGCUGAAUUCGCAAUGGAUACAACUUUAAGUUGUCCAGUAACUGGUCAACCACAACCAAAUGUUAAAUGGUAUCGUGUUACUGGAUCGGGGAAUGUUCCACUGAGUUUUGGUAAUCGUUAUAUUCUGCAGGCUGAUAACUCUUUACUAAUACAUGAAGCUCCAUCGAUUUCAUUUACACAACCUAAACAACUAGUGCUACUGGGUACACCAGAGAAACAAAUCAUUUGUAAUGUACUGGAUGCUAAACCGGCUGCAACUGUAAUCUGGUUAAAAGAUAAUCAGCCAAUCGAUACAAGAACAAGUGAUAAAUACUUUCUGGAUGGAUUUAAUCUAAUCGUUCGUGAUAUAGAAGUAACUCCUGCUCGUAUUGAUCGUGGACGUGUACGUACAGAGUAUACAGUUCGUGAAGGAGAUGAACUUGUACUACCUUGCCCAGCAAAUGGAUCACCCACACCAAAAGUACAUUUUUCGCGUACCAGUGAACCUCGUCUAGGUGGCAGAUAUGAUGACAGUUCUGGAGUAAUUAAACUAUCCAGACAAACAGAUAAUUUACCUAAACAUUCAGUAGUAUCUCAGGAUCGUCAAUCACUUACAAUUUUCCGCACAUCAAAAAGUGAUAGUGGUUCAUAUCAGUGUAAUGCUAGCAAUGCUGUUGGAUGGGAUAUUAUGGAGUAUAGCGUAAGAGUUCGUGUUCCUCCAGCAUUUGAUACAUCGAAUGUUCAACCUGAAGUACACUGGUUUGUUAAUCAAACUCGAUCACUUGAUUGUACAUUAAUGGAAGGAGUUGAUCCACCACCACAAAUUAAAUGGGAAAGAAAUAAUUUACCCAUAGUGAAUGGACCAGAUAUUCAAGUAUCCGCUGAUGGUAGUAAAAUUACAGUACCACUUGUACAAACACGAGAUGCUGGAGAAUAUGUCUGUCAUGCUCAAAAUGAGGUUGGAAAAUCUACACAAAUAUUUAAUGUACUUAUCUAUGUUCGUCCAAAGUUUGUUGAUCCAACUAGAAAGAUUCAUAUUCAAGCUGUUCAGAAUGAAACAAUCCAGUUGGCUUGUGAAGCAACAGGUGAACCACGUCCACGAUUCGCUUGGUUUAAAAAGGAUAUUGAAAUAGUCCAACCACAAUUUAUGGAUCCACGAUAUAUUCAUCCACAAUUGUCCAGUUUAGCUAUCCUGAGUGGAGAUCAAAUGUUGCAGAUAUCAAAUAUACAACCGAGAGAUCAAGCAGAAUACACUUGUACUGUUAGUAAUGGAGGUGGUACAAUAGAAAAGAAAUUCAAUGUAACUGUAAUCGUUCCACCAGUAAUAAUAAAACGUUCUGGCUCACUAGAAGAACAUCGUACAUCUGAAUUCAUUCCAAUCACAUUUUAUUGUCUACUGCGUGAUAUCAAUCAAACAAAAGCGGAAAUCACAUGGACUAAAGAUGGUGCACCGAUAUUGAUGUCACCAGAUGGAGAUUAUUAUGUGAUACAAGAUCAAGGACAGAGUUUAACUGUUGUUCGUCCAACUGCUGAUGAAGUUGGAACUUAUCGGUGUUUAGCACGUAAUAGAGCUGGUGAAGAUAGUCAUACCUUCCAGCUAUCUGUGAUUGCCGCUCCUCGAUUUCCACCAGAUUUUGUUCGUUAUCGUCAAAAACAGAUUGUACGUCUGGGUGCUGAGAUUGAAUUCGAUUGUCCAGCACAAGGAUCACCUCCGCCUACAAUUACAUGGUAUUAUAAAGGUGCACCACUGUCACAGUUCAAUGCACCGGCUAAAUACACCUUUGAUGAUAAUGGCAGUAAAUUGAAGAUUAUCUCGGCUACUGGUAAAGACUUAGGAGAAUAUCAGUGUUUGGCACGAAAUGAAGCUGGGAAUGUAUCAAAAAUUUAUGAAUUAGAAGUUAUUAUGCCGCCCUUAGUUAGACUGGACAAAACUGAAAUACGUGAAAGGGAAGGUGCCACCUUUACUGUGCACUGUUCAGCUGAAGGACAUCCUAUGCCAACUUUGGAAUGGUUUAGAGAGACCGGAGGGCUAUUCCGACUUGGAACAAGUGUAGAUAUCAGUACUGGACUGUUAACAAUCACAGAUGCUAAAAAAGAAGACAGUGGUCGUUAUGUUUGUAAAGCCACAAAUAAAAUAAGCGAAGAUUCGAAAUCAGUUAUGAUCGAAAUAAUUGAACGACCUACCAUACAUACAUCAAUAAAGCCGAUUCUGGCAAAAGAGAAUGAACAAGUUUUGCUACCGUGUAGAACAAGUGGUACACAACCAAUACGUAUUCAGUGGCUUCUACCAUCUGGUCAGCUAAUCACAGCUGAUCAACCAGGUAUAUUUAGGCUAUUACCUGAACAAGGCCUUUUAAUUGAAAAAGUCCGUUCAGAACAUGCUGGACGUUAUCGAUGCUCAGCAAACAACGAAGCCGGAUUUCAGAAUGCUGUUGUCAGCCUAGAAGUGCUUAUUCCUCCAACAUUAGUUAAGCCAUCUAAUCUAGAAGUGUCUGGACGAUUGAAUUCUGUCUUACGGUUGAAUUGUGAAGUAGAAGGCGGUUCACCGACUCCAACUUUAAUUUGGGAACGUGAUGGUGUAACAUUUAGUCGAACGAAAAGUUAUUAUACUACAACAGAAUCUGGUCUGUUCAUCUUUAAUUCUCUAAAGCCUGAGGAUGAAGGUGAACUUACUUGCAUUGCCAAAAAUGCAGCCGGUGAAGACCGUGUAACUUUUCGUGUAUCCGUUCAAGUUCCGCCACGUGUCUCUCUGCCAAUUUCAACUAUUGGCUAUGAAGGCAAAUCAGUUACAAUGAAUUGUGAAGCUGAUGGUCGUCCAAAACCUGAAAUUAUUUGGGAAUUCAGAGGGCAACCGCUAACCAGUUAUCUGGAUGAUCGUGUUCGUUUCGAAACACCAACAAAGGUUACAAUACAUGACUUGAAGCCUACUGAUGGAGGAACAUAUUCAUGUAUUGCUCGUUCUCCUGGUCAAGAAAUGGCAAUGGAUUCCACCUUCUUGACAAUUUUCACUAAACCAGAGUUUGAGAGAACACCGAAUCAAACAACUGAGGCCUACGAAGCUAGAUGGAUACAGUUUCGUUGUAUUGCUAAUGGACAUCCAAAGCCAGACAUUCGUUGGAUGCAUAAUGGAAAUAUCAUUCCAAGUAAUCCAAGUAAAAAUGGAGUUGGUUCAUUGGUUCUUGGUCCACUAAGAACUGAUCAAGCUGGUCGAUACACCUGUGUAGCCAAAAAUGAUGCUGGAAGUGUUGAAUAUGAUUUUGAACUGAAGGUUAAGACCCGUCCUAAAGUGCAUGUCUAUCAGUCAGAUGAACCACCUAAAGAAAGUGAUACAACUCGUCUACGAUGUGAAGUUAGUGGAGAUGCUGAUUCAGUUAUAUGGUUAAAAGACGGGAAUAAAAUUUCAAAUUCAAGUCGUUUUCGUAUACUAGACAGAGGUUCCAGUCUUGUCAUCAAAAUGGCAAAGGCCAGAGAUACAGGGACUUAUCAGUGCAUAGCAGCUAAUCCGGUCGGUGAAGAUCUUGGUGAACUUCGUUUAGUUGUCGAAAGCAAACCAUAUCUUGUUACCUAUCCAAAUAAUAUGACUGCUCAAAUUGGAAGUGUAGUCACGAUGGAAUGUCUUGCAGAAGGUCAGCCCAAACCAACUAUUACAUGGUAUAAAGAUAAACAGUUAAUCACGCUUCAUGGACAUCGUUCAGUUGUAAAUAAUGGUUCUCUGAGAAUUGUUGGAGUUUCAUCUGAUGACGACGGUUUGUAUCACUGUGUCGCAUCUUCAAGUUUGGGUGAAGAUUUUUCACCCCCUGCAUUUUUACAAGUUCAGUUAGAUGGUCGAUGGUCACCGUGGUCUUCAUGGUCAGAAUGCAGUCAAACAUGUGGGCAUGGAACACAAUCAAGGACUCGUAAAUGUACCGAUCCAGCUCCAAAAUAUGGCGGUGCUCAUUGUUUUGGAGAAACUACUGAAAUCCGUUCUUGCUUAGUAUCGUUCUGUCCAACAGAUGGUGAAUGGGGCAGUUGGACACCUUGGUCAGCUUGUACAGCUACGUGCGGCGCAGGGUUAUCGCAAAGACGAAGGCGUUGCGACAGUCCACCACCAAGUAAUGGUGGCAGGCCAUGUGUUGGUGAAGCCGUGGAAGAUGUGAUGUGUGAAGGUCUUCCACCUUGCCCUGUUGGUGGUAGCUGGUCACCAUGGUCACCGUGGUCAGAGUGUUCGGCCACCUGCGGUGAAGGAGGCACACAAAAUCGUAGGCGAACAUGUGACAAUCCGCCGCCGUCAAAUGGUGGUAGGUCUUGUCCAGGUCAAGAACUAAUGGUGAGGGCUUGCAAUCGUGGUCCAUGCCCAGUGAAUGGAGGGUGGGGUAAAUGGACUUCGUGGACUCAUUGUUCGCAUAGUUGUGGUGGAGGUCAACGUCGGCGUACUCGUUUGUGCGAUAGUCCAGCUCCCGCGUAUGGAGGUGAAGACUGUCCACCAACAGGAAGUACAGAAAUUUCUGAAUGUCAGUCAGAAGCAUGUCCAAUCCAUGGGGAUUGGUCAAACUGGUCAUCAUGGUCGGCUUGUUCGCGUACUUGCGGAGUUGGAUUACAAAGCAGAGAACGUGAAUGUACACAACCUCAACCUCAGUUUGGUGGACGCCUAUGCAGAGGUUCAGCAAAAGAGAUAAGGACUUGUGAAGUACAAAAACGUGGCAGUUCAGGAUUUUGUCCAGAGUCGGACAUUACACAAAAUCCCACUUGGUCAGAAUGGUCUUCUUGGUCAGAAUGUGAACCGGACUGUUCACCUAAUGGUCAGAUAUCAGAAGUAGGUGGAAUAAGGCGUCGUGAAAGAACAUGUACAAUCGUAUCGACUGAAAAUGAUUUAACUGGAAGUAGUUCAGUCCUACCAUCUCAUGGAUGUCCAGGUCCAACGGAAGAGAUUCAAGAUUGCGUGCUUGAACACAAAGUAGACAGAUGUGAGAAUGCUUUAUCUCAUGUUAACAAGGGGAUGUUAACUGGUACUAUUCGCGGUCAACUCAACAGUCAAGAUUUAGGCACAAUUCUUCUUAAUGCUAGUUGGUUUAACUCUGGAGCGAAUCGUCCAACUGCUUAUGAAUUUUAUCUGUACAAUGUACCACCAGAACGCAGUCAGUGUAUUCAGGCAUUAACUGAAAUUUAUCUCCCAGGUAUUUGGUAUGCAGCACAAGAAGUGUCUGGUGCAACUAAUGGUCAUAGAGUGAUGGGCACAUCAAACGGAGUAACAUGGGAAUCUGUCGGUCAGUUUGCAGAUGGAAGUAUGAUACAGAUGAGUCAACGUGUAUCACGAACAAAUGAGUCAUCCGGAGUAUCUUCAAGUGAAUCUAUAAUUCAUCUGACUACUGACAUCCACUUAUCUGGAUCGUGUACAUUUUCUUUAAUUGAUUCUAAAACAACAUCGAAUCCUGAAGUUGAAUUACACGAUUUUCAUGAAGAUUUAGUACAGUUAAGUCCUCAAAAAGGCAGCCUACAUGGUCAUUCCUCUAGAGCAUUUACAGUGUAUAACUUAGAGAGAGAAAAAUCUCAAAUGGAACCAUAUUCAUGGACUUCAACUAUUCGGAUUGGUCCAGAUAGGAGACAAAAUUAUUUAACACAAGAAUUACAAGUGGACGGAUUAGAACACAAAGCUGAUUUACAAGCUGGACAGAUUGAAUUUCGCGCUGAAGGUAUAAUCAAAAAACCGUUAGGUCCAGAGGUUUGUCCGUCUGGAUUUGAAAUACAACAGGCAAGAGUAACUGGUCCAGGGAUGAGAUUACAAAGUAGAAGAGACUACUGUAAAGACAUCGAUGAAUGUGCUUUCCCAAAUCUGAAUAAAUGUGAUCAUAUGUGCAAAAAUACAGUACCACACUACACAUGUACAUGUCAAACUGGCUAUCGUCUAUCUGUUGAUGGACAUUCUUGCAUUGAUAUUGAUGAAUGUACUACUGUAGUCGGGAAUAAUGGAACAUUAUGUCCAUAUGGCCAAAGAUGUAUAAAUACGCCUGGCAGUUAUGAAUGUAAACAACUUUGUGCGCCUGGUUUAAGAGAAAAUCUCCUCGAGGAUCGUUGUGACGAUAUUGAUGAAUGCCAAGUGGAACCAGGUAUAUGUGGACUUCAUACAUGCGUGAAUACUUUUGGCGGUUAUCAUUGUGUCUGUUUACCUGGUUAUCGUAGAUUUGGUGAAAUCUGUCAAGACAUCGAUGAAUGCUUGUCCGGUGCUUAUCAAUGUCGUGAAAAUGAAAGAUGUGUAAAUAUACCGGGCAGUUUUCGCUGUCAGCCUGCAUGCCCUCCAGGAUAUCGUGCAAUUGGAAGUCCUGAAUCAAAUAUCGUUGAAUGCGUGGACAUAGAUGAAUGUGCAAUUGGAACAUUCCAAUGCCCUAAUGGAGCGAGAUGUAUUAACGAACCAGGAACGUAUAGUUGUCGGUGUCCAAAUGGUCAAGAAGCUGGAAAUCAGGGAUGCGAUACCCGACGUGAUGAGUUCUGCAAUGAAGGAUUUCAAUGGAAUCGAGAAAGAGGUUGUAUAGAUAUUGAUGAGUGCAAUCCACCAUUUGGUUCAAGUCCAUGUCAGUACAAGUGUGUAAAUACCUACGGUGCAUACCGUUGCGAAUGUCCUGUAGGAUAUGAAGUAGAUCGUAGAACAAAUUUAUGUAGAGAUAUAAACGAAUGCAACUUAGGUUAUCCUUGUAGAUCUGAUGAAGUCUGCUUAAAUCUUCCUGGAAAUUAUACAUGUGUUGAACAGAAAUGUCCAGAAAAUUAUGUUUUCGAUAAGAAAUCUAGAUCUUGUAGAAUACGAUGUGCUGAUUCUAAAUUAACAUGUCCCCAUGGUGCUAUGUUUGCUGAUACAGUGGAAUAUUUGAUUGUUAGUCUUCCGCCUCCUGAAUCAUUCCGUGUAACUGGAUCAAGAAUCAUGCUUCGUGUUGUUGAUUGGCAUCAAGUUCAGCAAUCAAACUGUUAUUAUCAAUUGUUAGAUAAAUCGCCUAAUACUCCAGUGAAUCAUCGUACUGAAGAUGGAGUCGUCUAUCUUACGCCAAACUGGAGUUCAAAUCAUACACGUGAAAAACCACUUUUAAGUGCACAUCUUGAAGGUGUGAAUAAUGGGACAAACAAGCACAAUACAGACAGAAAAUACGAUAAAUCAGAACAAUUGUAUUACUUGUUUUUCCGAGUUUCAUGCUAUGAAGAUGAUUCUAUGUCGCCGUCGUCAUCAGUAGAGGCAGGAGCUGUAAUACCAUCUUUUUCAGCAGCUCUGCCUUCUGUUAAUGCAGCAUUUGUCAACUCGCUUAAUACCAAUAACAACGAUAAUAUUGAUUAUAAUACAGAAAAUCAGUCAUGGUUAACUAACCCGCCAUCGGAUAUUCAUUAUAAUCAAACAAAUGGGAAGUACAAACUAGUAUUUCAACAUUCAUUUUAUGUUUACAUUUCAGUAUCGAAAUAUCCAUUUUAG